Molecule: messenger RNA, 1056 nt
Organism: Dicrocoelium dendriticum
Lineage: Eukaryota; Metazoa; Platyhelminthes; Trematoda; Plagiorchiida; Dicrocoeliidae
Source: the annotation of a GenBank genome assembly
CGUUAAUCCUGCUUUGUUUAAGAAAACUUACAUAACCGCUUUGGAAACGUUACAACGAAGCUGAAGCCAUCUAGCCAAUCUAGCCAGUGGAUGGAUAUGCUCCCAACCGUUUCUCCGAAAGCACAUGAUCCCAGCAACAUAUUUGCCGAUUUACGAAUUCCUCCACAACGCAUUAUACUGAAACGCUUGGUGAUGAAAGGCACAUUCGGAAGGCUAUAUGAAGCGAAAUUGCGGGUGCGGACACGAAGAAACUCCCGACAAUUCGUCAGAUGGAAAACAGUGUUUGUGAAGACAGUUUCAGCAUACGCUACCCAUGAACAAAUCGAGGUUUUUCUUAAAGAUGCCAGUAAAUUGGCCAGUAUUCGGAACAGAAGGAUUACUUCCGUGAUUGCAACCACUCAACAGGAUUCCGCGCUCAACGGUGCCAUCAGUAGAGUAAUUCCUUGGCUCGUUUAUCCGCACGCUGAAUUAGGGAACCUAAAGCAUUUUCUUCGGACCCCUACCAGAUCGUCGAAUGAGAACAUGAGCACUAAGGGAUUGACAGCUGAUCAAAUUGUUAUAUUGGGGUUACAGAUAGUACAAGCCGUCGAGUACCUUCAUCACAACGGUAUUGUUCAUGGUGACGUGGCUACCAGAAAUUGCCUACUCCGAAGUCAAGUCUGUGUUACACUGUGUGACUCGGCGUUGAGUCGGGACUUUUUCCCCGAAGAUUACCAAUGCCUUGGAGAUAAUACGAAUCGUCCCAUCAAGUGGUUGGCUCUUGAAGCACUGGUGGGAAGGACGUUCUCAAGAGCCACUGACGUUUGGUCUGUUGGAGUUACUCUGUGGGAGCUAGUCACCAAGGGUCAGCAACCAUACUCUUUGUUCGAUCCAUUUGAAAUGCCCAAUAUUUUGCGGUCUGGCUAUCGUCUUGAGCAACCCAGCAACUGUCCUGAGGAAAUUGUGCAGUUACCAGAACAGAAGCUGUCCGAAGCAUAUACGUCGUGCAUUCGCGAUAUGAAGAUAUUGAUACAUCGUACCAAAAGCUACUUUACAGGAACUGUUCGUUCAAUGUAA